AUGUGGGCAAUCUCUAGAUCUUCUUGCGAAGUCUAGAGAUUAAUGAAAUGGGUCGUCAAAUCGUCUCCGGCGGUUGUCACCCGGCGGAGCGAAAAAAUGGUGACUUUACGGCUCUCUGGUGGCUGUCACCCGAUGGAGAGGAGCUGGAUGGAGGUGGGGCGCGUGUCAAGGAGCUUCAUCCUCAUGUCCGCGCAGCAAGAUGAGGCUCUUCAUCGCAUUUGGUACGCUCUCAAGAGGUGGCGACUCGUCUCCCGGCGGAUCGUCCUCUUCCUGACGACGGCUUGUUCGUCGAUCAAUCGGAGAUGA
Spirodela intermedia is the source of this 306-nucleotide messenger RNA. The record is from the annotation of a GenBank genome assembly. NCBI's taxonomy places the organism in Eukaryota, Viridiplantae, Streptophyta, Magnoliopsida, Alismatales, Araceae.